Setaria italica (foxtail millet) is the source of this 1600-nucleotide messenger RNA. RefSeq names its product homeobox-leucine zipper protein HOX13. Gene Ontology annotation, cellular component: nucleus. Bases 300 to 1241 code for a protein of 313 amino acids. Gene Ontology annotation, biological process: positive regulation of DNA-templated transcription. The transcript is spliced from 3 exons. NCBI's taxonomy places the organism in Eukaryota, Viridiplantae, Streptophyta, Magnoliopsida, Poales, Poaceae. The record is from RefSeq and is a predicted model, not a curated record. Gene Ontology annotation, molecular function: sequence-specific DNA binding; DNA-binding transcription factor activity, RNA polymerase II-specific.
CCGCUUGCAUCAGUCGUUUGCCCCUGUGGCCUCUCCCCCCCCUCUCACAUCCGUCCUGCGCUCCUACUCGCCAGGGAAGAAGAGGAACUCCACCACUUGUUCAUCUUUAGAGCACGGCUUACGAAGAGUGUCCGGGCCGUCGCCGCCGACCAACAAAAGGGCCGGAAAGGCCUCCCGGUUGUGCGUGCAGCUCGGCGCCUGCCAUCUUGCUUUCCAAGCCUCUGCCCUAGCCCCGUCUCAUAAUUAGAAUCGCCGCCAUUUCCAAAUCCUUCCCGAGCUGCUGGGAGUGCCAAGCACAAAUGAAGAGGCAAUCGAAGAGGCCCGCCAGCAGCAAUGAAUCCACAGAAGCAGGGGAGAAGCUGGCGUUCGCGGAGGACGAGGCCCAGGCCCUAACGGCGCGCAACAUGGAGCACGACGACGCCGAGCUCGACGACGUGGACGACGACGAGGACGAGCUAGCCGGCGGCCGCGCGGCGCGGCCGGCGUGCGGGCUGGGCGAGAAGAAGCGGCGCCUGGCGAUGGAGCAGGUGCGCGCGCUGGAGCGGUGCUUCGAGACGGACAACAAGCUGGACCCGGACCGCAAGGCCCGCAUCGCGCGCGACCUCGGCCUGCAGCCGCGCCAGGUCGCCGUCUGGUUCCAGAACCGCCGCGCACGCUGGAAGACCAAGACGCUCGAGCGCGACUUCGCCGCGCUGCGCGCCCGCCACGACGCCCUCCGUGCCGACUGCGACGCGCUGCGCCGCGACAAGGACGCCCUCGCCGCCGAGAUACGGGAGCUGAGGCAGAAGCUGUCCAGCAGGCCGGAGACGGCGGUGAAGCUCGAGGAGGCCGUCGCCAAUGAGGCCGCAGAGGAGCGCCAGGCGACGGUCGGCGCGGCGGUCUGCAAGGACGGCUCCUCGGACAGCGACUCGAGCGUGGUGUUCAACGACGUUGAGGCGUCGCCGUACUCCGGCGCGGCGUUCGAGCAGCCUGGAUUGCUCGGGUUCGGUCCGCCGUUCUUGGACACGUCGGCGGCAACGACGGGCUGCUCGCCUCUCCCCAUGUUCGAGACCAAGUGGCAGCAGGGGCCGACGUACCCAUACGACUCGUACAAGGCCGGCGGCGGCUAUGGCUUCACGGAGGAAUGGCUCGCCAGCUCGGACGUGAUCGGCAGCGACGGCGCGGUCAGCUUCUUCUCCGAGGAGCACGCCUCCAGCCUCAACUUCGGCUGGUGCGCGAGCGGCACCGAGGCCUGGGAGUGAGCGAGGUUUUGAUCCCCACGGUUAGUGUAAAAAGGCAAUGUGCUUGUGCAUCCAUGGAGCUUAGGCUCCGACAAGGCACCUAGUGAUCCCAAAGCUAGCGGACAUCCAACGCAAGGCGGGAACAAGAGCAGUAGCCAGUAACAAUAACGGUGAAUUUGAGUCAGGCUAAUGGUCUAAUGGAGGAUGUAAAUGUAAAAUUGUAAAAAGAGGCUGUACUGCUCCACCGUUGGUCCUUUUGAGGUGUACGACUUGGAUGCAACGAAUCGGCGAUGAGCAUACAAGGGGCCAAUCGGAAAUGAUAAGCACAGGCUGCAAAUUUAUGAUAUAUGAUGAAAUAAAACACAUCUAGAAUUAAAUGA